GGAACGCGGCAGAGCGGCUGAGGCUGUGCAGCCACCACCGGAGCCGUUUGGGCAGCACACGGGGCGAAGAUGGCGGCCGAGAGGCAGGAGGCGCUGAGGGAGUUCGUGGCCGUGACGGGUACCGAGGAAGACCGGGCUCGCUUCUUCCUUGAGUCGGCCGGCUGGGACCUGCAGAUCGCCCUGGCGAGCUUUUAUGAGGAUGGAGGCGAUGAAGAUAUUGUGACCAUUUCGCAGGCAACCCCCAGUUCAGUGUCCAGAGGCACAGCCCCCAGCGAUAAUAGGGUAACAUCCUUCAAAGACCUCAUUCAUGACCAAGACGAGGAUGAGGAUGAGGAAGAGGGCCAGAGGUUUUAUGCCGGAGGCUCAGAGAGAAGUGGACAACAGAUUGUUGGCCCUCCCAGGAAGAAAAGUCCCAACGAGCUGGUGGACGAUCUAUUUAAAGGUGCCAAGGAACACGGAGCCGUAGCUGUGGAACGAGUGACCAAGAGCCCUGGAGAGACCAGUAAACCAAGACCAUUUGCAGGGGGUGGCUACCGCCUUGGGGCAGCACCAGAGGAAGAGUCUGCGUACGUGGCAGGAGAAAGGAGACGGCAUUCCGGUCAAGAUGUUCAUGUAGUGUUGAAGCUCUGGAAGAGUGGAUUCAGCCUGGACAAUGGCGAACUCAGAAGCUACCAAGACCCAUCUAAUGCCCAGUUUCUGGAGUCCAUCCGCAGAGGGGAGGUGCCAGCAGAGCUGCGGAGGUUAGCUCACGGUGGGCAGGUGAAUUUGGACAUGGAGGACCAUCGAGACGAGGAAUUUGUGAAGCCCAAAGGAGCCUUCAAAGCCUUCACUGGCGAGGGUCAGAAACUGGGCAGCACUGCACCCCAGGUGUUGCAUACCAGCUCUCCAGCCCAACAAGCAGAAAACGAAGCCAAAGCCAGCUCUUCCAUCUCAAUCGACGAGUCACAGCCUACCACAAACAUCCAAAUACGGCUUGCCGAUGGUGGGAGGCUGGUGCAGAAAUUUAAUCACAGCCACAGGAUCAGCGACAUUCGACUCUUCAUUGUGGAUGCCCGGCCAGCCAUGGCUGCCACCAGCUUUGUCCUCAUGACUACCUUCCCGAACAAAGAGCUGGCCGAUGAGAACCAGACCCUUAAGGAAGCCAACCUGCUCAACGCCGUCAUCGUGCAGCGGUUAACAUAACCGCCUGGCCUUGCCGGGCGGCCUCGCCUUCCUCCUGUGCUCCCCACGGCCAGCUGCCCCGUGGGGACCGCCCCUCAAGCCCCUUCUUGAACACCCAGCAGUCCAGUGCCACGUCUCCUCCGUAGCUCUGGGUUCUUAGAUCUCAGUUGGACAUUUGUUUUCUCUUUAGUUGCAUUUCCUGGGUUUUUGUGACGAUCAAUGGACUUUAAAGAAAAAAAUAAAAACAACCAAAAAAAUGGAAGGAAUAUCACCAGCAUGUUAUACAGAACCUCUCCCACUGAAGUAGGCUUUGAUUGCUUUAAAGUCAUUUACCUCCAGGGCGUGCAUAAAAAUUGCUUGUGGCACACAAUACCUAUCUACUACGUGUGUCCACCUGCCACCCCCAUGAUGACAACUGGAGGAUUUCCCCCUUUAUAAGGAAGGAAGUGGGGGACUUACAGAAAGAGGCUUUGCAGCCACUUACUCCCAUAGGAAUAAAUCUCUGCCCAGAUGAAAACAGGCAGCAAUGAGAGUCCCCUGAGGUGUGAGGUCAGAGCUAGAUGCACAUGAUCCCUUCAGGUGAAAAAUACUUCCCUGGGCUCCUUUCACUCAAACCUGGGAAAUUCGAGUUUCCAGGCCUGGGCCAGUUGAGAUUCUAGUGACACCUGCCAGUGCCAGCCCCAGCCCUUUCCUCCCUCAUCACCUAGUGAUUCUCAGUUGCUCUGUCAUGGGUUUACUCAUGUGCAGAAAUGUGUACCUAAGGAAUAGGUGGGGUAGCUUUUCAUUGGGUAACGGCUCCUGCCAACCUGAGUGAGUUAGGGUAUCUUGGUGAGAAACAAUCAAGGUAUCAUUGAGCUAUUCAAUAACACAUGAAAAAUGUUGAAGGAGCGGGGGUUCCUGUGCUACCAGCACUUUUUACUUUGUUAGCAUUUGCAGGAGGCCUGUACUGAGUAAAUUUUGGCAGUAAGAGUAAGGUCUGUGCUUGGCUUUGGUGUGCAAAUCUGCCUCACAGUUGUUCUCUGCCCUGCUGAGUUCCAACUUACAGCAAUUCGGGCCGCCUGGUAGAGACCCCCUCCCCCAUAAAUAAGUGCUUUUUGUGUGUGUGUGCAAGUUUGGGAGAGGAGGAUCACUGGGAUCUUGGAAGCCUUUCCACCUCUCUAUUAAGUGAACCACUGACUUAGAAUCAACACUGACUCAGAAUCUCCUGGUUUUGAAUCAUAACGUGCCUCAGUCCUCUUUCCAAGCAGCCCUCACCAAUCACUCCUGCUUCACAUCCUGCAACAAGCCAAGAACCAACACUACUUAUACCCAGAGUUGGGGAACUCCUUGGAUUUCAACCAAGAGCCAUCUUGAAAAAGGGACACAGCUUGGUGCUUCUGAUCCCAAACUGGCAGGGGCCUGCCAGGGCUGCAGCAUCUGCCACAAGCGUGUCCUCCAGCAGGUCGCAGCAACUGUGGAAACAAUGCAGGUCUGGAAAAGCUGUAAAUUAUUGUCACCUUGACCAUUAAAAACCAGAAUAAGGACAGUGGAGUUUGAUACUUUCUGAUGGAUUGCUUUGAAGAGUUUAUGUAAUAACAGCAGCUAUUGUAAGUACUUCAGUGCCUCACAAUGGUCCCAUUUCACAGUGCAAAACCUAAAGCCCAGCUCUCGCACAGCUGGGUAAGUGGUAAGGUCUGCCUGCUUCCAAAGCCCGUGCUCUUAAUUGCCAUGCCCUGUGUAUAUACACUUUGUCCCCAGCCCCAGCCUUGCACCCAUACACUCAACCCCCUCCCACCCCACUUCAGGGUUGCUCCUUAAGUUAUUAGUACACACCAGAAGAGAUCACAAAAACACCACUUACAACCUGCACGUCUAGAAAAUCACAAAGGCCUGUUGGGAUUCCCACCCACCACGGUUAAGACGAGCUGGGUGUGUCCGGCCCAAGGUCAGAGGGCAUGUCUGCUGUGGAGCCAGGCAUCUCACUGGCACUGCAUCCAGUCUGGGUGAGGACGUUUUCGGUCCUGGUCCUCUCUGGGUGGUCCGGAGAGAAAGCGUUCAUCCACCCAGAUCGGCUUUCACAGAUUUUCCUUUGUUUUAGAAAGCAUACUCAGCCACUGGUUCUGGGGCUUCUGAAUUCAGGGCAUUCAUCCUCAGCUGAGGCAUUUUGUUAGUUGGUGGACACAUUUUGGAUCCUCUCAAAAAUUGCUUGGCAGAUAAGGGAACCUCCUGGAGUUAAAUAGGCCAGGCCAAGAGCAUAGUGCAAUGUAUGGGACAUGUCCUAAUGGAAAGAGCCAGAAUUUACAGUGACAAAGGCAAAUUAGUUGUGAUGAUGCCCUUUCUAAGAAGCUCAGCUAAACUAGUCCCUCUUUUAGUGUCCCUGCUUGGUCUUGUAAACCACACCAUGCCAAACAACCUUAUAGGUAUAGUUGGGGCAUAUCUGGUCGCUUCUUCAGAAGAUGGCCACUGGAGGAGGCCGACGUGUGCAGCAGGAGAGAAGCAUAACUUCGUGGCUUUGAGUGGCAUUGCCAAAGCACCCCCAGAGGGGCAAUGUCCUUUUGUGUGCCCACCAGCAGUUCAAAGCAUGUGGGUCACCACCAGGAACUCUUUAAAGCUGACUGAGCUUAUUCCAUGGAAGCAACUGGUACAGAAGUGUGGGUUCCCUGCUGCUCUGUAGCCCAACCACUAGGAUUUUCAGAAGAACUGCUGUCAGGACUUCUCCCUUCCAGGGCCAAAUAAAAGAAGUUCUUUUAAAAUAGGUUUACAUCUGUGUCAUGGUCUGUAGCUGUGGCCUCCCAUUCCCACCCCCCACACACUCCCAGGUCCACUCUUUUCUCAGGCCAGGACAGAGAAGCAGAGCAGAAAACACAUUGUUGACUUCUAGUGUCCAAUCUGGUCCAGGCUGAGCUGUGUGGCUGCAUCUCUCCUCACCGCGCGUCCAGUCUGUUGACAAGUUCCCAAGGUCCUCCUGCUAAUGCAUCCCAAACCCAGCCCCUCAUCAUCCCUCCCCC
Messenger RNA from Pteronotus mesoamericanus, 4148 nucleotides. RefSeq names its product NSFL1 cofactor (gene NSFL1C). Gene Ontology annotation, biological process: membrane fusion; autophagosome assembly; nuclear membrane reassembly. Gene Ontology annotation, cellular component: nucleus; cytosol. The transcript is spliced from 9 exons. The coding region runs from base 70 to 1182 and encodes 370 amino acids. Lineage: Eukaryota; Metazoa; Chordata; Mammalia; Chiroptera; Mormoopidae. Gene Ontology annotation, molecular function: ubiquitin binding. The record is from RefSeq and is a predicted model, not a curated record.